AUGACUCUCAGGGGAAGGGAGGAAGUCUCCGUUGAUACCUUAAGGCCUCGAAUAGGGGCAUGGUCCGAAGGGAAGGACAAGUUUGAGGAAGAGGUGUCAUCAGACGAUGCUCCGAAGGACAUCGACUGGAAGCUAGUACGAGCUGCUCCAAGAAGAGCUGAGAUGCAAGGUGCUAGUCAGUUGGUGGAGUCAGAUCCAUCUGAGUGGGAAGGUACGGACACCUUUCCCCUUGUGUUGCCAGAAGUGCAGUCAGGCAGAGCGGGCAGUGAGGAAAUAGCAAGAGACCCAGGAAGGUCUGUUGAAGUCAGCAGAGAAGGAAUAGUGCAGAGGAGGGAUAUAGGUGUGCAAGUGAACAUGGAUGAAGAAAGUAUGGGAGAGUCUGAGGAUGAUGCUCAAACCAAGGAGUCUAAGAUCUCAAGUUCAGGAGAAGGUGACCCCUCUAUUCGGAGUACAGCCGCCAAAAGAGAUAAGAAGAAGAACAGAGGUCUUAGAAGGUCAAAGAGGGACAAGUUUCGGCAGAAGUUGAAUGCUUUGGGUUUAGGCGCUCUAAGGUGUAGGACGUGUGGGAAGUCCCACGGAGGAGUAUGUUUAGCUGGGACUACGGCUUGUUUUAGGUGUAGUCAGGAAGGGCACUUUGCACGUGAGUGUCCUCCUACGACCAGGAUGGUACGGUUUCAGCAGCAGGCUGUAAGGAAUGUGGCUCAAGCCGAUAAUCAAGGAAGAGGAGCAGACACAUCGAACAUAGUGAUGCCAGCGUAA
Messenger RNA from Manihot esculenta (cassava), 759 nucleotides. RefSeq lists its product as uncharacterized. The record is from RefSeq and is a predicted model, not a curated record. The transcript is spliced from 3 exons. Gene Ontology annotation, molecular function: zinc ion binding; nucleic acid binding. Bases 1 to 759 code for a protein of 252 amino acids. Lineage: Eukaryota; Viridiplantae; Streptophyta; Magnoliopsida; Malpighiales; Euphorbiaceae.